This is a messenger RNA of Colletotrichum gloeosporioides, 633 nucleotides long. RefSeq lists its product as uncharacterized. Lineage: Eukaryota; Fungi; Ascomycota; Sordariomycetes; Glomerellales; Glomerellaceae. The coding region runs from base 1 to 633 and encodes 210 amino acids. The transcript has 2 exons. The record is from RefSeq and is a predicted model, not a curated record.
AUGGAUCGCAUCAAGGAGAAGAUGAACUCCCUCCGUCUGGAGGCUGACGAGUCUGCCGCCAAGGUUGAGGAGCUCCAGGCCAGAGUCAAGACGCUCGAGCAGGAGAACCUGGCCAAGGAGCAGGAGAUCACCUCUCUCCAGCACAAGAACGGCCUGCUCGAGGGCGAGGUCGAGAAGCUUGAGACUGCAGUUAAGGACUUCAAGAAGGCUGCCGACGAGAGCGCCGGUACUGGCACACAAAACGAGACCCUUCAGCGGAGACUCCAGCUCCUCGAGGAGGAGGCCGAGGAGGCGGACAAGACCCUUCGUGAAGCCAACGAGAAGUACGUUCUGGACCCUGUCAUCGAACCGUCCAAAUAUUUCCCCCCCUUUUCUUUAGCCUUCAACCACCCCCCGACCGACCCCCUUUCGUGUUCAUUAAAACCCGCCCCACCGAUGAAUCUCGUUACUUACACCGUCUUUUUCCACAGGCUCCGACAAACCGACGUCAAGGCCGGCCACUUCGAGCGCAAGGUCCAGGCUCUCGAGUCGGAGCGUGACCAGUGGGAGUCCAAGUACGAGGAGAUGUCCAAGAAGUACACCCAAGUCCAGAAGGAGCUCGAGGACUUCCAGAACGAGAUUGGCAACAUCUAA